Molecule: messenger RNA, 1871 nt
Organism: Neltuma alba
Lineage: Eukaryota; Viridiplantae; Streptophyta; Magnoliopsida; Fabales; Fabaceae
Product: ankyrin repeat-containing protein At5g02620-like
Exons: 2
Coding region: 171-1649 (492 amino acids)
Cellular component (GO): plasma membrane
Molecular function (GO): protein binding
Source: RefSeq, a predicted model, not a curated record
UUGUAAGUGAUGAAAAUUCCGAAUCUAUCGUGGAAAUGCGCCAUCCAUUUGUCCCAAGAAACAGAGCUCAUGGAGAUGGAGAAUUCUCAUCACCACUAAGGGAAGAGAAAAUGAUCAGAGCCAUGUAUGAAGCAUCGUAAAAAGGGUGGGCUCCGACUUUGAAGUGGCUCAUGGAAAUGGAGAAUUCUCAUCAUCAUGAAGAAGAGAAAAUGAUCAGAGUUCUUUAUGAAGCAUCGCACAAUGGGUGUGUUUCAACUUUGAGGACACUGAUCCAGCAACACCCUCUGGUUCUUCACAGAAUCAACUCCAGAACUACUUUCAUUGACACACCUUUGCACAUAUCGGCCUCACUUGGCCAUCUUGAAUUCACAAGAGUCCUUCUUGAGCACAAGCCUAAACUUUCCCUUGAGUUAGACUCGUUCCGAAGCACGGCCCUCCACAUAGCUUCGGCAGAAGGCCACAUCCACAUUGUGAAGGAGCUUUUGGCAGCUGGCGAGCAGGCCUGCUUGGUUCCUGAUCAAGAAGGCAGAAUUCCGUUGCACGUAGCUGUAAUAAGAGGCAGACUAGAAGUGGUGACAGAGCUUAUUGAGGCAAAGCCGGAGUCUUUGAAGAUCCUUCAGAAAGGCAAAACUGUUUUGCACUUGUGCGUGACGUAUAACCACUUGGAGAUCCUCAAAGCUUUGGUGGAUUCGCGUUUUGAGAUUUCUGCUGAGCUAUUGAAUCGGAGGGAUUUGGAUGGCAACACCGUUCUCCACUUGGCCGUCAUGCUGAAGCAAGUUGAGACUGUAAGGUACCUGGUGUCAAUUCCUAAAAUACAAGAGGUAUCAACGUUGAAGAAUAAGAUGGGUUUUACAGCCAGUGACAUUGUUGAUGGGGUUCCACGGGACUUGAGGAGUCUUGAAAUACAAGUCAUACUGAUGAACAACGGCUUUCAAAGUGACAAGACAGAAACAUGUAUAAUUACACAAGCAUCAACAACUAGUGAUGCUGUUGAGGAAGCAGUGAAACCUGUGAAGAAGUGUUGGACAAAGAUGAUCAAGUGCAUUGGAAGUUGGUUUGAGCAUAAUAGAGAAUGGAUAGAAGAGAUGAGAGGGAAUCUGAGUCUGGUGGCGACUGUCAUCUCAACCAUAACCUUUCAAUGUGUCAUCAACCCUCCAGGCGGCUUCAUUCAACAAGAUAUAUCUAAUUCAAACAAAGCUGCUUCACCCUCAAGUUCCCCGGGGGCGGGGAAUGGAAGUCCUGGGCAAGCCGUACUUGCUUUUGGACCUCGAAAUGACUUCCUCUUCUUCAUAAUCCCCAAUACGGUAGCUUUCGUUGCGUCUCUGGGAGUAAUCCUGUUGCUCAUAAGUGGACUUCCUCUUAAGAACAAGGUGGUGAUGUGGAUGCUAUCUAUGGGGAUGUGUAUCACUCUCUUCGCAUUGGCGCAGGCCUACUUUGCUGCCUUCUCCAUGAUAACCUCAGACGAAGUCCAGUGGUCGACUGAUAAAACUUUCGAGAGAGCGAGUUGGAUUUUGGUGGCACUGUUUGCACUGGCUGGUGGAUAUAUCCUAUUGGCCUUUCUUAUUUGGCUUGUCAAGUACUUCAUCAGGUUUAUUAAGCGUAUUGCCAUGUCGAUGUGUGGGCAUAGGCCUGUGAGGCGCCUGCCUUAAGCCUCUCAACGAGCCUCUUUGUAGUGUAUGCUAGCAAUGCCAGUGUCCCGUGCACAUUUAAGCGAUGCUAUUACAUAUUUAACUAACUUUUUUCGUAUUGAAUAUUUUUACGCAUAUCAGAUAGAUCACUCUAAUUUUUUUCUUUCUUUUAAGAUCAUAUUUCGAGAAUUUUCAGAAUAGAAAACUAUUUAUAUUUUUUAUUUGAAUUUAAGAAAUUUAAUA